UGCCAGCAUGUGGCAUACAGUCGGUCGCAAACGCCGCGAUGUCCGGCCGCCUGCAUCGCCGGCUGCGCUGUUGCCUGCUCGGCGUCUUGACUGUAUUGGCCAUGCAAUUGCUGAUUGUCGUUUUGGUAGUGCGCUUUGGCCUAAUCGAUGAAUUAAUCAGCCAUCGAUUGCUGUUGCAGCAGCAACAACUGAGCCUACACCAACUCGAAUGGCGCGAGUUUAUUACGCAUACGCCCGAUCAGCCGCACGCACUCUAUCAAUACAAUCGCCAGCUGAGCGACAAUCUGGCUGCCGUGCGUCUCCUGCCAACGACACGACAUCACAGCUGCAACAGGCGCCGCUAUAGGCUGCCUCAAGCCAGCCGGGCCAAGCUCAGCGUUGUGAUUUGCUUUCAUAAUGAGGCGCGCUCGAUGCUGCUGCGCACGAUCUUAACGCUGAUCAGUCGAACGCCCGAGGAGUAUCUGCACGAGCUCAUUGUCAUAGACGACGGCAGUGAGGAUGCCGGCCUGCUGGCGAGUCUCGAACGGCACAUGACCGCAGCAAAUGUGCAGCGGGGGCGGCCCACACUCAUCUUCAGACGCAAUCUGAGCCGCAAGGGCCUGAUUUGGUCACGCAACGAGGGCGCUCGGCUGGCCAGCGGCCAUUAUUUGCUGUUUCUGGACAGUCACUGCGAGGUCAAUGAUGGCUGGCUGGAGCCCCUGCUGGAGAGGCUGGCGCUGAACUCUAGGCUUGCGGUCAGCCCGGUGCUGGAUCCCAUUGAACCCGAGACCUUGAGCUACAUGGCCGGGAAUGAGUUGCUGAAAGGCGGCUUCGAUUGGAGCCUGCACUUCCAUUGGCUGCCCCGGGUGCUGGCCGAGAAGGAGGCGCUGGCGCAGCCAUAUGCCAGUCCAGCCUUCGCGGGUGGCAUCUUGGUGAUCUCGCGCGAGUCGUUCCACAAGCUGCAUGGCUUCAAUCCGCAUCUGGAGAUUUGGGGUGGCGAGUCCAUUGAGUUGGCCAUUAAGUUGUGGCUUUGCGGCGGACAAAUUGAGAUCGUGCCCUGCAGUCGAAUUGGACAUAUUUUCCGGCCGGCCCAUGCCUUUGAGUUUCCACUUCAGUUCGGGCAGGAGCAGAAGCAGAAGCAGGAGAAGGAGCUGGAGCUGGAACAGGAGCUGGAGAGGGUGCAGCUGGACAGCGCACAGGCGACAUAUUUGCGCAAUUCAAAAAUCAUAGCCGAGUCCUGGCUGGACGAGUACAAAUAUUUGUUCUACGCCCUCAAACCGUCGGCCAGGCAAAUUCCAUUGAAUCUCCGCACAGUCAGCCAGCCCAGCUACGAUCCGGCACAGAUAAAAGCUGAACUGAACUGCCGGCCCUUCGACUGGCUCAUGCGACAUGUGAGCCCAGAGCUGAGGCUGCAGCACGCGAACCUCAGCGCCCUCGGCACCCUGCGCAACGCCGACCGCUGUCUGCAUGUGGCUGGCACGGAGCCCCAGCUGCAGCUGCAGCUGGCCAGCUGCCAUGGCCUGCAAGUCACGCAGUGGCAUUUGCAUCAGGAGAGCGGACAACUGAGCACCAGCGAGCAGAGGCUCUGCGUGGCUGUCGAUGCUGCCGCAAAGCAGCCGCAGCUGAGCUUAGAGCCCUGUCGUGCCGGGCAGGGGGGGCAGCAAUGGCUGCGGCGCAACACACAGCUGCAGCAUGCUGGGACGCAUCUUUGCCUGGAUAAUCCGCUCAAGGAUCAGCUACUGCUGAGCCAUUGCCGACCACAUGCGGUCUCCCAAUCAUUUCAAUUUGCAUUGGAAAUUCAGGCACAAAGCUAAACCCGUUAAUGUCCUGCAGAUUGAGCCACAGUCGCCCGGCCGUUGGCAACUAAUCAAAACGCUGGCUUGUUGUGCUAAUCUCUGUGAAAUAUUUCCGUUGCCGCAGUUGCCAUAGUUUAUCGCCAUGGGAGGCUUUAAAUAAUGGACGAAGAGAGAGAGAGAGAGCGAGUGAAAGAGAGAUGGAGAGGAAAUGCUGUGUGUUGUGUUUUUGUAGAGUCUACGUUUUGCUAUCAAGACUUCGCACGCUUCCUGUCGCAUCCGUCACACGCGACAGCGCACAAUGGAGCUGCAGACAGAUAAAAGACAACAACGGGCCGCGUAUUGUUUAGAAGUCUACGGCAUCAGUCAACUGCUCGAACAAUGCGACGCUCUUGCAUUUUUUGUUGUUGUUGUUGUUGUUGUGGCUGCUGCUGUGGGUGCUGUGAGCUGGGUUGGGGGCUCGGAGCAACAUCAAAGUCGCCGCGCGGGUCGCAAAUGUAAUUGAGUUGAUGACUGCCCGGCGAGCUUCCGGAUGCUGACGACAAAAAAGCGGCGGCAACACAAUAAAACCCAAGGAAUGCAAAAUGCACCGAGAUCUGGCAGACUGCCGGCAGCCGAGCAGUCGGGCAGCAUGGCCUGUCGGACAACCUGCAGGCCGAACAGAUUUCAACUCGAGUAUUGUUUUCUUUAGCCAUCUUUGCGGUAAUAAAGCGUAAAAGCUAA
Messenger RNA from Drosophila mojavensis, 2495 nucleotides. RefSeq names its product putative polypeptide N-acetylgalactosaminyltransferase 13. The record is from RefSeq and is a predicted model, not a curated record. The coding region runs from base 39 to 1793 and encodes 584 amino acids. The transcript is spliced from 7 exons. NCBI's taxonomy places the organism in Eukaryota, Metazoa, Arthropoda, Insecta, Diptera, Drosophilidae. Gene Ontology annotation, cellular component: Golgi apparatus.